GUACCCUACACGUCGGAAAUUGUUGAUUUCAAGUUUGCCGCUAAGGAUCCGACCGACGGUAUCUUAUUACUCCCGCCGCGGAAAGACUCAAGGAGAGCGAGUGUUCUGCCAGUGUUUCAGACUUGUUAUUUGCUUCCAACAGUAGCUCUUAUUUAAUAAGUCGUUCAAUGCGUCCAAGUUUAAAUUCGGAAUUCCGAGUCGGCCGCCUCAUUUCAAGCAAGGCUAGUCUUCAUUUCUCGUCCGCUAAACUACGAGACGUCGGACCCGGGUAAUGGUCGGAGGAUUUAUAUAUGGCGUCAUCAGUUGCCAAGCGCACUCUUCCAAAGAUGAUGCCGUGAAUAUAAAGGCAUAAGAGUCUCGCAGAUUCAGAGUCUAAGUAAUUCAGCCCACUCUCUUUCUUUAAUGACUCAUGUUUCUCCUUCGUGUCCCAUGGCGCCCAAUUCCAUUCAGGUUAUGUGGGGGCCGGGGCUCAUUGGGUUCAUCAUAGCUACAGUGUUCUAUGGGAUAUCCUUUGGGCAAUAUAUGUUCUAUCUGCGAUCUUUUCCACAAGAUUCGAAAAGACUCAAGUUAUUCAUAAUGACAGUCUUUCUUUUUGAAACGAUUAACCAAUUCGCAUUGAUGGCGAUCUAUUGGUCUAUCCUUAUCUCGUGUCGACGUAGCACGUCCCUUGAGUGCACGACCAAAUUCCCCUGGCAGAUGCUACUGGGAUUAUUUUUGUCAUUUUCGGUCAUUUUCUUCGUUCAGUGUUUCUAUGCGUACAGGGUGUGGAUAAUCACUGGCAACAAUCACUGGGUCACGGGCAUAAUUUGCGUGCUCGCUACUACAUCGUUCGCUUGUGGCAUGAUCGUCAGUGGUUUAGGAAUAUACACAAGAAGCCCUGAAUUCCUGUUCAGCUCGAAGUGGUCGCCAAUAGCGUCAUUCAUCAGCGCAUUAUGUGAUUUUGUCAUCACAGUGUCCAUAUGGUUGUUCAUGCGACCAGCACGAACCGGGAAUGUUCGGAGAAAGUCAAGAAAUUACAUCAAUGAUAUGAUGUGGGUUUUUAUCAACAUGGGUUUGUUUUCGUGCAAUCAGCGUGACUGUGCUGACGAGGGAUCAAGACUGUCUCAGUAUAUGUUUCAAGACGGUCUUAUCGGACAGUUCUAUACCGCUGCGCCCGGAGCAGUGCUAGGAAAAUGUCACCUAUAUGAACUCGAUGAUGGCAGUCUCCCUAAGGCAGUAAAUUGGCGGUCAGGCUCAAUGCUAGAAAGUCCAUCCGCGAACGGGAACAACGUGGCUACAACUUAA
This is a messenger RNA of Suillus plorans, 1284 nucleotides long. RefSeq lists its product as uncharacterized. The record is from RefSeq and is a predicted model, not a curated record. The coding region runs from base 403 to 1284 and encodes 293 amino acids. The transcript is spliced from 21 exons. NCBI's taxonomy places the organism in Eukaryota, Fungi, Basidiomycota, Agaricomycetes, Boletales, Suillaceae.